Messenger RNA from Fusarium musae, 1785 nucleotides. RefSeq lists its product as uncharacterized. NCBI's taxonomy places the organism in Eukaryota, Fungi, Ascomycota, Sordariomycetes, Hypocreales, Nectriaceae. Bases 1 to 1785 code for a protein of 594 amino acids. Gene Ontology annotation, cellular component: cytosol. The transcript is spliced from 2 exons. The record is from RefSeq and is a predicted model, not a curated record. Gene Ontology annotation, molecular function: ATP binding; glycerone kinase activity. Gene Ontology annotation, biological process: glycerol catabolic process.
AUGUCAACAAAACAUUAUUUCUCAGAAGCAGCUGCGAAUUCCUUGGUAUCCCGGGCACUUAGAUCACUCGUAACAGCAAAUCACCAUCUCACCCUCGACGAGCCCGAACGUGUUGUAGCCAACCAACACCACGACCCCUCAAAAGUCGCCAUCAUCAGCGGUGGCGGUUCAGGCCAUGAACCGUCCUGGAGCGGCUUCGUCGGAGAAGGCCUGCUCUCUGCAGUAGCAUGUGGUGAUAUCUUUGCGUCACCGAGCACCAAGCAGAUCCUAGCUGCUAAAAGGCUGGCACCGUCUACCAAGGGAACCAUCUUUCUCAUCACGAAUUACACUGGGGAUCGUCUUCACUUUGGCCUUGCUGCUGAGAAGGCAAAAGCUGCGGGGUCAGGAGAAGAUUAUGUGGUGCUCCCUGCUACAGACGAUGUUUCUAUUGGGAGGAGCAGAUCGGAGCGCGUGGGGAGGAGAGGCAUGCCUGGUCAUGUCUUCACAAUGAAGAUUCUUUGUGCUGCUGCCGCUGAGGACUGGUCUUUUGAACAAUGCGUAAACCUAGGUCGAGCAGUCAACGACAACACCGUCUCAAUCGGAUCAUCGCUUGAUCACUGCCACGUCCCGGGUCGGCAGUUCCAGAAGAUAGCCGAUGAUGUCUGCGUCAUCGGAGCCGGAAUUCACAAUGAGCCCGGUCAACAACUGGUCUCGCCUUUCCCGACAGUUGAAGGCGUCAUCAAGUCCUGUUUGGAGCUGCUAUGUGACAGUAGCGAUCCAGAACGAGGAUUCUGCAAGCUCGAUCAAGACGAUGAGGUUUUACUGCUUGUGAAUAACUACGGAGGUCUUUCAAACCUGGAGCUUGGUGCAUUGGUUGACGAGGUUCAACAACAGCUCGCUUCCACUUGGUCUAUCAAACCAGUCAGAUGUCUAUCAGGAUCGUUCGAGACCUCUUUGAAUGCACCUGGCUUCUCAGUAUCACUGUGCAACAUAUCAGCUGCAGCAGCCCUUUGCGAUUCAACAGCCACAACAUUACUCGAGCUUUUUGACCGGCCCACUGCGGCGGUUUCGUGGCCUAACCUCGUUAGACCAUCGCGGAAGCUUGUUCCUGGGAACGAAGCGGAGCAAAAUGGCCAAGCAAAUGGAGAAAGGUCGGUCGCGAUAACCAAGCAGUAUGAUUCAAUGGAUCCUACAUUACUUGAGAGAUGCAUCAGGUCAGCUUGUGAGAAGGCCAUCCUAGCUGAGCCAAAACUCACCGAGUGGGAUAUGAUGAUGGGCGACGGUGACUGCGGCGAAGCAGUCAAGGGACUUUGUGAGUCCGUGAUCGGAAAGCUUGAUGAGGGAAUCGCUGCCUCAGGUUCUGUCGUGUCGUUCCUCGAAACAAUCACCGACAUAGUUGACGACAUGGGCGGUACACUCGGCGCCAUCUUUGGAAUACUUCUCACGGCUCUCAACAACGCCCUCAAGCGCCAACUCGUAGACCAGAAAGUCUCCCAGCCGAUACCUGCAGACAUCUACGCUGAGGCACUCCAUGUUGCUGUAGAGUCUCUCAAGACUUGCACGACAGCAAGAGAGGGAGACCGCACCGUGAUGGACGUUCUUCUGCCCUUUUCGGAUGAGUUUGUGAGGACAAAGAGCUUUGGGGGUGCGGUUGCGAGGGCGAAGGAGAAGGCAGAGGCUACGCGAUAUCUGAGGCCGAAACUUGGGAGGGCUUUGUAUGUUGGUGAGGCUAGUGAGCAGCAGGUGCCUGAUCCUGGAGCUUGGGCGCUCUACGAGAUGCUUGUUGGCCUGGCAGAAAGUUUAUAG